AGGAAGGAAGGAGGAGGAGAAGGAGGGACGGAAGGAGGAAGAGAGACAACUCUGUCCCCCCCAAAAGAAGGAGGUUGGUGGACAGGAGAAGGGAGGAAAGUGUAGAAGAGCAGCAGAGGGUGUUGCAGCCAUGAUGUCGGACACACCUUUGCAGAGGAAUGGCACGGCAACAAUACGGAUGUCGUGCGAGGAGGCUCAGCUCCACAAGGAGAGGUUGCAGGCAUUGGCGGAAAAGCGAAAACGUCAAACUGAAAUCGAGGACAAGCGAAGCCAGCUCGAUGAUUUGGUUUUACAGCUGCAACAUGUCAAGUCCAAAGCCAAGCGGGAGCGAUGGCUCCUCCAGGGAGUGGCAGCGGAGGAAGAAGAGGCUCGGAGACAACAGUUGGACCAGGAUGAAGAACACGGCAAGAACCUGGAAGACAUGAUUCACAGGCUUGAGUCAGAAAUCAGCCGACUUGAGAGUGAAGAGUCUCAGAUCUCAGCUAAAGAACAAGUUCUCCGAGAACGCUUGAAGGAGACCGAGCGUUCAAUUGAGGACCUGCAGAAGAGUCUGAUGGUGCAUGAUGGAGAGACCACCGGCUGGCCGUCCGCUCCUCUGUCGGACCACACGGACCUCCAUCAGCCCCACCACCUCAUCUCCACCUCGCUGCCCCACGCCAGCACACCUGUGCCUGGGGAGAAGGCUGCUGGCACACCUGCAGCCAUGUUUGCGAUGGAGACGCAGGUGCAGCGUGACCCUCACAGCGUCCUGUCGGCCAAUGGCGUGAGUCGCUCCUCAGAGGCGGGGGCCCGCGGCGUCAAAGUCUACGACGACGGCAGGAAGGUGGUGUACCAAGUCUCCUCCGCCGGUGGCGUUUCCACCAGCUCCUUGGAGAACGGCUGGAGCUCCUCGCAGGUGGAGCAUCUCCUCCAUCGAGCAUCCGGAGCGCUGGGCGACACCAAAGGUCAAGUGUCGGUGACCCCUGCCGCCCCCUGCAUGUCACCAGCAGACGGCAAGGAUCUGUCCCCGCCUUCCUGCGCUCCGCCAUCCAUCCCGUCGAGCCCGCCCGCCCAGGUGGAGACCGGACCGGGCAUGAUGGCACCAUGCCAGGUUCCCAUCACCACGCAGCCCGGCCCCUCGCAGCUAAGCCCCACCCCCUCGCAGCCAGUCACCAUGGUGUUCCUGGGCUACCAGGACCUGGAGGACACCAGCGAGAGCAGGCGACUGCUGGGCUUGUUGGACGCCACGGUGAAGGCGGAGGUGGUCCUCAUCGACGAAGACGACGAGAAGUCUCUGAGGGAGAAGACGGUCACCGACAUGUCCCUCCUGGACGGCACCGCCGCCGACCUGGUGUCUGGGCGGCCCGCCACGUCUGAGGCCGCCAGCACGGAACUCUCGUCUGACAGCGCCGCCUCGCCCCCUCACCACCCCGACACCAACAAAGCCCCGCCUCCCGGCCUCACACCUGCCACAGGCCAUGGGGUUGCCGUGACAACAACAAAGGGCCAUCAAGCGGCAAUGCCGAGCAGACAUCCUCACACUGCCAUGAAAUUGUGGCAAGAUGACAGUGGCACAACAACAAAGGAGCGAACCUUGAAGACUGUCAGUUUCCAGGAAUCAGUCAGCAUCAUAACUGACGGACCACUCAUCAUGGAAGUGGAGAGCCAGCAGAUCCAGCAUGGCGGCCUCAGCAGACCCACUCACCAAGGCCUCAGCAGACCCACUGACCAAGGCCUCAGCAGACCCACUGACCAAGGCCUCAGCAGACCCACUGACCAAGGCCACAGCAGACCCACUGACCAAGGCCUCAGCAGACCCACUGACCAAGGCCUCAGCAGACCCACUGACCAAGGCCUCAGCAGACCCACUGACCAAGGCCUCAGCAGACCCACUGACCAAGGCCACAGUGACAGUGAGCUAGAACAGGAGAUUCGCUACCUGGACCAGGUGCUGGAUGCAGCCUCAGAAACACCCACCAAUGGAAGCUCCUCCCCCUCAUACACCACACCAGUUAGCAUUGAUGGAAAAUAUUCUUCUGUGAGUGUGUCCAAUUCAACUCCUGGAUAUCAGCAGCCAAUCACAGUGGAGGGGCCAAGACAAAGCACCUUCGUGCACCAGGACCACUUGGGGACAAAAACUAACGGACAUGUACCAAGGGAGGAAUCCAGCCACACCACUGCUAAGUUUGAGCUGAGAGCUUUUCAGGAAGACAAAAGGCCCGCAAAACUUUUUACUCCAGGAGAGGAGCAACAUGUCAGAGUGACCAGGAUACGGGAUUCUGAGGAGGUCCAUGAGUUGGAGCGUGAGCGCCAAGAGCUCAUCAAAGAUCAGGCGGUGAAGAAAAACCCUGGCAUUGCUCAGCGUUGGUGGAACCCUCCGCAAGAGGUUCCUUUGGAGGAGCAGCUGGACACGGAACAACUGGAGUCUCUGAAAAAGUACCAGGAGAGGAAACAACAGAAGCAUCAUCAAAGCUGUGCACACACACAGCCCCAGCUGACUGGACCCCCCACAUUGGUGACCCUUGACCCAGAGCUAAUCAGGAAGGAAGACAUUCUAGAAAAAAAGAUUGACUUCUCAUCUGCCCGGAAGCAAUUCCUGCAAGGGGAAGUGACCAAAACUUCUGUGGCUCCUCAUAUGUACUGCGCCAGGCCCUUCUCAAAGUCCGUGCCAAGGGGCAGCCAUGGGAGCAACAGCAUCGUUACAGAAAGGGCAGAGUGUAACGUGACCUGGUGUGAUGAUGGCGUUCCAGGAGAAUUUACCAGUGUUCGAGCUGUAAUGACAAAUCUCAGUGAUGAAGAGGAAGGCAAGAGCCACUUCCACCCAGAGGAGUCCGACUCGGGGUUGGAUGAGUUUUCAGUGCGCUCUCAGGACACAACAGUGUUUAGCUUGGAUAGUGUUUCAGACAGCGGAGCCUCACUUCCCCCGACUCCUCUGCCACUUACCCCAGUAUCACCGCCUACACCCCAGCCUACUACCCCAGUCAAUGGGCAAACCACUGGCAAUGGGGCUGAGGAGGAGCUGGAAUAUCAGGCAGAGGUACUUGUCCAAAAUGUCAUCCAAAAUGCCCUUUCCACCAAUGGAGGUGACUGGCAGUUGGAUUCUUCACAAAUGAGCAGCCCUGUGUCUUCAUCCUCAGCUUCAACAAGCAGCCCAGUGCCAGUUUCCUCUUCCCCUCUGUCAUUUGGGGAAUCUGACUGUCUCCAAGCCCCUGUGUCCUCCAGCCUUGCUACAUCUAACUCAUCCCGGUUGCCAGAGGCACAGGUUGCUUUCCCAGAGAAGCUGAUAGAAAGACAAGACCAGCAACAUUCAUCCAAUCCAACGCAGCCAUCUCCAACUCCUUCUCAACCUGUCUCUCCACCACAGAGACCCAAAGAGAGAGGACCCAGGAUCAAGAUCCAGUCGUCUUAUACCAGAGCGCUUGCUUCCUCAGCUCCAGUCACUGCUCCAGCUCCAUGCUCUGUCCCCAUAGCUUCUGUCCCCAGGCCGCCACCCGUCUGCCGUCCCCCUUCUCCUUCAAGCCCAGAAAAGUCGGACUUCAGCUAUUUCAGUAAAUAUUCCGAAGCAGCUGAACUUCGCAGCACGGCGGCAGCGACCAAAGGCCCUGAGGUGGAGGUGGCGAGCGGGCCGUUCCGCCUGCGCUCCAAGAAGCAACGUACAUUGUCCAUGAUCGAGGAGGAGAUCCGAGCAGCUCAGCAGAGAGAGGAAGAACUGAAGAAACAGAGAGAGGCUCAGCCUGUUAUCGUUCCUCAUGCCGGGAACGUUACCGGCAGCAGUCAUGUUCCUGCAAAAUCAGGACCGCGGAAAAGCAGCAUAAACCCGGCAGACAAGCUGAAGAGCAACAGCCUGCCAACUAGACUCACGCUGACCGCCAGAACAGCACCAGGAAAGAUCGAGAAGGUGCGAGCAGGACCGCCUGUGUCACCCUCACCUUCAGAAGGAACUCUGUCUGAUGCUGGCAGUGAGGACUCAGGAGGACCACGACCCAAAAACUUCAUGCAGACCCUGAUGGAAGACUAUGAAACACACAAGGUCAAAAGGAGGGAACACAUGGAGGACAACAGUGUGUUGGAGGCCACCCGUGUGACCAGGAGGAAAAGUGACAUGGCGGUGAAGUGGGAAGCAGGCAUCUAUGCCAAUGAGGAUGGACAAGAAGAAGAAGAAGAAGAAGAGGAGGAGGAGGAGGAGGAAGAAGAAGAAGAAGAAUAGGAGUAAAGAUGGAAUGGAGUAUUUAUUGAUGAUGAUCACAUGACCUCAGUUGGAUGGUGAAGGUGUGAACAGUUAUUAGCGAGUACGUCAGGUAAGCAGCAGGUGAUGCAAGAGACACUUGAAGGACUUGCAAAGUAUUCACAGACUUGGACUGUCAAUCAUCCUUGGAAUGAAUGAGUGAGUGAGUGAGUGAGUGAGUGAGGCUCAUGCAACAUGUUGUAUCUCCAUGACACGUGUGAUGAUGUCAUCUUUAGUCAUGCAACAUGUUGUAUCUCCAUGACACGUGUGAUGAUGUCAUCUUUAGUCAUGCAACAUGUUGUAUCUCCAUGACACGUGUGAUGAUGUCAUCUUUAGUCAUGCAACAUGUUGUAUCUCCAUGACACGUGUGAUGAUGUCAUCUUUAGUCAUGCAACAUGUUGUAUCUCCAUGACACGUGUGAUGAUGUCAUCUUUAGUCAUGCAACAUGUUGUAUCUCCAUGACACGUGUGAUGAUGUCAUCUUUAGUCAUGCAACAUGUUGUAUCUCCAUGACACGUGUGAUGAUGUCAUCUUUAGUCAUGCAAGAUGUUGUAUCUCCAUGACACGUGUGAUGAUGUCAUCUUUAGUCAUGCAACAUCUUGUAUCUCCAUGACACGUGUGAUGAUGUCAUCUUUAGUCAUGCAACAUCUUGUAUCUCCAUGAC
Molecule: messenger RNA, 4867 nt
Organism: Entelurus aequoreus (snake pipefish)
Lineage: Eukaryota; Metazoa; Chordata; Actinopteri; Syngnathiformes; Syngnathidae
Product: PALM2-AKAP2 fusion protein-like
Exons: 16
Coding region: 131-4186 (1351 amino acids)
Biological process (GO): regulation of cell shape
Cellular component (GO): membrane
Source: RefSeq, a predicted model, not a curated record